CACCCAUCGUCACCCAUGAACCUUGAGACCUGUUAAUAAUUCGAAUAAUUCGUUGGGCUCGAUGCGAAAUGUCGUUAAUUCGAACGCUUUGGCAAUGUACUCUCAGUCCUCGCCUUUUUCGUAUCUACGAGAUAUCAUGGGUAGGCCAUCUCGUGGACAAACCGUACGAGACGAAGGGUUUGGAACGAUGGGGAGACCAAGUUGUCACCUCUUUCAUCAUGAUGUGGUCCGUCGGUUUAUACGCCUUACCGGUGCUCGCUCCGUUCAUGUAUCGACGAAACUCUACGCUCGCCGAGAACGCGUAUUCCCUGUCCAAAUUAGUAGCAGGAGCUGGGGCAAUUUUGGUAGCUUCCCUAGUGGCACGAGGUUACUCUAGAGCUACUAAUCCAAUUUACACUAAGUUUAUGAAAACGUUGACAGAGGCUAAGACCCGUCAUAGUGCAGAAUCCAAGCAGGAGUUGCAAAAAUACGAGUUUGAAUUUUGGGCUUGGCCCGUCGAUUUUCGAAUCGCAGAUGUCACAGGAGAUAGCCAAAGGAGACGCAUCGGAUUAGAAACGGAUAACGCUCUCGGUACCAGCAGGGAACGUCCAAGAAAUCAUACUCGACAACAGAGUGGGAAAGAUUUAGUUUUUGCUUUACCGUGCAGACUGAUUGCAUACAUAGUUGCUCAUACGUUUGCACUUAAAUUGAUGUAUCCUGGCAGUAUGUCACUCAUUAACUGGGCAAUGAGGUCGUCAUUGCUACAAGGUAGAAUCGAUUUGAUUAAACAAGGUGGCGAGAGGUUCAAGCUCGUUACCGUGGAGAGCAACGAAAUUGAUGCAUUGUUCGUUGACCGACGGAACAAGUCUAACAAUGGAGACAUCCUAGUGAUAACUAGCGAAGGAAACUGCGGUUUUUACGAAGUAGGAAUAAUGGCGACCCCAUCAAAGAAGGGUUAUUCCGUCUUGGGUUGGAAUCAUCCAGGUUUUGGGGGCAGUACCGGUGCCCCGUAUCCAGCUCAAGAGCAAAACGCGAUCGAUUGUGUAAUGCAGUUCGCAGUGGAGUAUCUCGGAUUCAAAGAGAGCAACGUCAUACUUUACGGAUGGAGUAUCGGGGGAUAUCCGACUACCUGGGCCGCCAUGAAUUAUCCUGCCGUGCACAGCGUGGUGUUAGAUGCUACCUUCGACGACGUCCUUCCAUUGGCGGUCGACAGAAUGCCAACAGCCGUUGAAGGCAUCGUACGAACUAUCAUCAGAGAAUAUCUGAAUUUAAACAUCGCGGAACAGCUAAACAGGUAUAACGGCACGGUGUUGCUGAUAAGAAGGAUCGAAGACGAAAUGGUCAGCGUACCGGUUAACAGCCUGUCCGGCAAUCGAGGCAAUCAGCUUCUAACGAAACUACUUCUAAGGAGGUAUCCUCGAUUAUUUAGCAACGGCACGGAGAGCGCGUUAGUCCUUUCGAGGUAUCUUUCCUUGGCGACUCCACGAGGAAAAAGAACGUUAAUGAGGGAAAUAGGAGUGAACGAGGAGAGUUGCAGACAGUUAGUGGCCCUCGAUAUCGAGAGAAACGAGGGUCUCGUAAGCUACCCGUCCACGUUGGGUGAGGACUGCGACUCCGUUACGAGGCAACAGCUGACCGUUUUCCUCGCAAGCAAAUACUUGGAAGAUCAAGCGACACAGCAUUGUGAUCCUCUCGCGAUAGAACUUUUCCACCCCGGUUGGGACCCGAGGUCUAUAGUCCCGACGAAGAGCAACCUUAACGUGCACCAAACAUGACCGACUUCGCGAGGCAUUCAAAAUUCAGGAUACGCCAACGCCGCUUAUUCGGUAAAAUAAUUAUUUUUAACCAAGAACGGCAGAUCUUUCGUUUCGAUGGGAUUAAGAACUCGUUAAGUGAAAGGUUAAAUACGAUCGAGCUAGCAAAACUCCCGAGGAUCACUUCAGCGUCGCUCGUUCCAUGGAAAAGUUGGCCGAUCGAUACUUUAUAUGACUAUUCGGUAAUAGGUAGACACGUGGCAUUUAACCAUCUAUCAAUAAAGUUUUUAUUCUGAC
Molecule: messenger RNA, 2030 nt
Organism: Orussus abietinus
Lineage: Eukaryota; Metazoa; Arthropoda; Insecta; Hymenoptera; Orussidae
Product: protein ABHD16A
Exons: 11
Coding region: 69-1754 (561 amino acids)
Biological process (GO): monoacylglycerol catabolic process; phosphatidylserine catabolic process
Cellular component (GO): endomembrane system
Molecular function (GO): monoacylglycerol lipase activity; glycerophospholipase activity
Source: RefSeq, a predicted model, not a curated record